AUGUCAAUUCUACCAUUUGCGAUUGUCCUAAUGAGCCUUAUUUGCAUGAGACUCCAGUCGACCAAUGAACCAUUCUCAGGAGUGCCCCAUUUGAAGAAGAUUGUCCAUGAAAUGGGUGGUUCCAGCGUCAACAAUACAACCACUCAAUUCGAAAUACGGCCGUCACUUCACACAUCACAUUCAAUAGCGUCCUUUCCUGCCAUGGUCACGCCGUCAGAGCCGGACGUUGUGUAUCCAGGAUCAGAUAAUAUCGACCACAUCAACUGUUCAGCUUCUAUUCCAGUUUCAGGUCGGCUGAACACACUGUGGCAUAUUCAAAUCAAUCAAACCUCGGCCUCCAGCUUAGAGCACGAUCAUAUUGGCGCGAGUUUCUGGAACUCAAAUCAUGGCGCCCGAGUUAUGAGCAGGCAGAAUUUGUCACUGAUCUUGAUCUUUCUGUUAAUGAUUCCGGCAAUAGCAUCAGUCUCCACAUGGUACUCUCAAAGGAAAUGUGUUCAAGUUGCCAACAUUGAAAUUCUUGAUUUUAUCAAUGACAUUCGGGCUCGGAAAACAUUUCUUAUGGAGAGGCUGAGUUCCGCGGUUUGGACAUUGAAUCGCCAUACCGACGGAAUUCUUAGGCAAAUCGCAAUUGAGCAUGAGCGAGCAUCCGCCGAGCUAUCCAAUAUUCUGGAUGAUGAGGUCAAAAAGCUACGGGAGGCUCUUGAGUCACAGCUCCAGAGUGAGUUCAAUCGCCUUGCAUCAGAAAUGAAGGAUUUUGCGGAGAAAUUGGGCCGUGCGCGUCGCAGUCUUCCAGAGCCUGAAGAGAUUGACGCACAGUGCGAGGAGUUCGACUCCGAGCUCCAAAAAUGGAGGCAGCGCAUGAGUGACUCUCUAGUUCAAGCUGGCACCAAGGCUUUCCUUGAUGGUAACUUUCAGAGCUCAGGCGAAUGUUGCGCGGGAAAUCCAGCAGCAGGGAUGAUGACAGUUCAGACACCCGUUGCGCGAUCUUUAUAUCACUCCUGGGAAGAGGGAGUUACUGGGGAAGUAUUCGAGAUGCCUAUCACGAAGAAUGCCCCAGUUACCGGGUACGAGGAGCAAAUCACGAGAAUGUCCUGCGAGUGGGCAUUCCGUACCGACAACGGCUGA
This is a messenger RNA of Aspergillus clavatus NRRL 1, 1125 nucleotides long. RefSeq lists its product as uncharacterized. The transcript is spliced from 2 exons. The record is from RefSeq and is a predicted model, not a curated record. The coding region runs from base 1 to 1125 and encodes 374 amino acids. Lineage: Eukaryota; Fungi; Ascomycota; Eurotiomycetes; Eurotiales; Aspergillaceae.